AGGCAUUUCAUUCUGCGGAUCUAUUGCUCUGUUGGAAUACUGCUGCGGGUGCGAUUUUUGUGUCCUGUUAAUGUGUUCUGUAAUGACCUUUUUAAAGCACUAGCUUUUUAUACCGUUUGCAGUACCAUCUGCUGCAUGAAAAAUCCUAACUUAAUGACAAAAUUUGGAUAAAUAGAGCAUUUAAUGUGAAGAACCACAGGACUUGCAUAGACACAGAUCUUCAAAUAAAGAAGUUGGCUGAAAGAUGAUGCGUGGAGCCUGAUUUUCUCCCCCCCUCCCCCCCUUUUUUACAUCGGUCUGAAUGAAGGCUAUAAUGGAACCUCUAUUCACACGGUGAUCAAAAGAAGCGCUCGAGUGAUGAACUACUUCUGCAGGAAAAGUCUAAAGCAAUAAUUCAAGUGCUUGUGUUUGUGGUGUUUUGCUAAAACGUUGUUACCGGCAUUUAUAUCUUACGUGUUCGUUGUUGGAGCAGCUAGCUAGAGCAAUGGUCUGAUGAUGGAAAACAAAUGUUCUGCAUUUCUUUUCUGACUGAUGGAGUAGCAUUCUGUGUUACGGUCUGUUGGGGAAUCUAGAUUGAAGAAGCAGUAUUAUUUGAGUCUCAUUGUCCUUUGUUGUCUGACUCAUCACAUGUAAAUGUACUGCAGCUUAGCUGUACAUUGCAGGCAUUUUUACAUGGAGAAGAAAUGUCAACCUUGGAGCUUUAGUGCUGAAUAACUGUUGAGUUAUACGUUGCUUUUUGUGUGAUGGACUUUUGAUUUUAAGGCAGUAGCAUUUUUAAUUGCGGAAUGAUUAUGACCUGGAACACUUGGGGCAGUCAUGUAUGCCUUUUUCGGUAGAAAUCCUGCUCCCGUUAACUGGAGGCUGACCUUGCUGGAGUGGAGAGAGCUGUGAUCAUCUCUGCCAGAGCAAUUGUCUCUUGUUUCAUUCUAUACAGAAUGGUGUUAUGUCGUCUAUAACAAUGAUUUUACUGUUUAGGUAGUCUUAUUCUGUAGAAAUUAAACAAAAGCAAAUUGGCUGGUGAAAGUUCAGAAUUUUUAUAUAUACUGUUGUAAUUUCUACUGUAAGAGGAUAUUUUAGUAAUUGAGUGCUAUAAAGUAGUAGCAGAACUAUUUUAGCAGAACUUUUUAUGGAAUAUUUUGGAAAACUUGAUUAGCUGAAUAUGUUGUUGAAUUUGACAAAUAGAAUAUAAUUUAAGUUAUGCCAUUUUAAAUAUUUCAAAACAAAGCACUAGUGUUUCUAAAUUAUGUUUGAGAGGAAAAGAACUUUCCGUGCUGUCUUGGCUAUCCUUGGGACAAGGCUGUUACAAAUCUAAUUUUCUCCUUCAAACGGGUCGAAUGAGUCGUGUGUGUAUUGUUGUUUUGGAGGAGGUGGAAGAUGAUUCUCCCACGUUUAUUUCCAAACUGCCUCAGGAAAGCAUAUCUCUACAUCCUUCAGCUUCAGGACAUUGCUUGCCACCACUUGUUCAAGCUAUAUUUAAUGGGGACCCUGAUGAAGUUCGUGCACUAAUUUUUAAGAAAGAAGAUGUUAACUUUCAGGAUAAUGAAAAGCGGACCCCUUUACAUGCUGCUGCGUAUCUGGGAGAUGCAGAAAUUAUUGAGCUACUUAUUUUAUCUGGAGCUAGAGUUAAUGCCAAAGACAGCAAAUGGUUGACUCCUUUACACAGAGCUGUUGCAUCAUGUAGUGAGGAUGCUGUGCAGGUGUUGUUGAAGCAUUCAGCAGAUGUCAAUGCCCGUGACAAAAAUUGGCAAACACCCCUACACAUAGCAGCUGCAAAUAAAGCUGUCAAGUGUGCAGAAGCCUUGGUGCCACUUCUCAGCAAUGUAAAUGUGUCAGAUCGUGCUGGUAGAACGGCAUUACAUCAUGCAGCCUUCAGUGGACAUGUUGAGAUGGUCAGUUUAUUAUUGUCUAGAGGUGCCAAUAUCAAUGCCUUUGACAAGAAAGACAGACGAGCAAUUCACUGGGCAGCUUAUAUGGGUCAUAUUGAUGUAGUAAAACUGCUAGUAGCCAAUGGUGCUGAAGUUACAUGUAAAGAUAAAAAAUCAUACACACCACUACAUGCUGCAGCUUCCAGUGGAAUGAUUAGUGUAGUCAAGUAUCUUCUGGAUCUUGGAGUUGAUAUGAACGAACCAAACGCAUAUGGAAAUACACCUCUUCAUGUCGCUUGCUUCAAUGGACAAGAUGUUGUAGUAAAUGAACUGAUAGACUCUGGUGCUAAUGUAAAUCAAAUGAAUGAGAAGGGAUUUACACCUUUACACUUCGCUGCUGCAUCGACCCAUGGAGCAUUGUGUUUAGAACUUCUGGUUUGUAAUGGCGCAGAUGUGAAUAUGAAGAGUAAAGAUGGAAAAACACCAUUGCAUAUGACAGCAAUCCAUGGAAGAUUUUCAAGAUCACAAACAAUCAUCCAGAAUGGAGCUGAAAUAGAUUGUGAAGAUAAGAAUGGAAAUACACCUUUGCACAUAGCAGCCAGAUAUGGCCAUGAACUGCUCAUCAACACAUUAAUUACAAGUGGUGCUGACACUGCAAAGCGGGGUAUACAUGGAAUGUUUCCUCUCCAUUUGGCAGCAUUAAGUGGAUUCUCAGACUGUUGCAGAAAGCUGCUGUCUUCAGGCUUUGACAUAGAUACUCCAGAUGAUUUUGGCAGGACCUGUCUUCAUGCUGCUGCAGCUGGAGGGAAUUUGGAGUGCCUAAAUCUGCUGCUCAACACAGGUGCAGACUUCAAUAAGAAAGACAAAUUUGGAAGAACUCCACUCCAUUAUGCUGCUGCCAAUUGUAAUUACCAGUGCCUGUUUGCCCUUGUGGGUUCUGGAGCAAGUGUCAACGACCUCGACGAAAGGGGUUGUACACCAUUGCACUAUGCAGCUGCAUCAGACACUGAUGGAAAGUGCCUGGAAUAUUUAUUAAGAAAUGAUGCAAAUCCAGGGAUUCGAGACAAGCAAGGAUACAAUGCAGUUCAUUAUUCUGCAGCUUAUGGUCAUCGCUUAUGCCUUGAAUUGAUUGCCAGUGAAACACCUCUAGAUGUUCUAAUGGAAACAUCUGGAACAGACAUGCUGAAUGAUUCAGACAACAGGGCACCAAUUAGUCCAUUGCACUUAGCUGCCUAUCAUGGACACCAUCAAGCUCUGGAAGUAUUAGUGCAGUCUUUGUUGGAUCUUGAUGUCCGGAACAAUAAUGGUAGAACGCCAUUGGAUCUUGCAGCUUUUAAAGGACACGUUGAAUGUGUCGAUGUACUAAUUAAUCAGGGGGCAUCCAUUUUGGUGAAAGACUAUGUUGUAAAGAGAACACCAAUACAUGCUGCAGCUACAAAUGGUCAUUCGGAAUGUCUGCGGUUAUUGAUAGGAAACGCAGAACCACAGAAUGCUGUCGACAUCCAAGAUGGAAAUGGACAGACUCCUCUGAUGUUGUCUGUUCUCAAUGGGCACACAGAUUGUGUCUAUUCAUUGCUUAAUAAAGGAGCGAAUGUAGAUGCCAAAGAUAAAUGGGGAAGAACAGCAUUGCACAGAGGGGCAGUUACAGGACACGAGGAGUGUGUAGAAGCUCUGCUUCAACACGGUGCAAAGUCCAUACUACGAGAUUGCAGAGGACGAACACCUAUACAUUUGUCAGCUGCAUGUGGACAUAUUGGGGUGUUAGGAGCACUCUUGCAGUCAGCAGCAUCUGGAGAUACAGUACCUGCCCUUGCCGACAAUCAUGGAUAUACAUCAUUGCACUGGGCUUGUUACAAUGGUCAUGACAGCUGUGUCGAACUUCUUUUGGAGCAGGAAGUUUUCCAGAAAAUGGAAGGAAAUGCUUUCAGCCCAUUGCAUUGUGCUGUGAUUAAUGAUAACGAGGGCGCUGCUGAAAUGCUAAUUGAUACACUGGGUUCUAGCAUUGUAAAUUCGACAGACGGAAAAGCCAGAACUCCUCUCCAUGCAGCAGCUUUUACAGACCAUGUGGAGUGCUUACAGCUUUUGCUCAGCCAUAAUGCACAAGUAAACUCUGUAGAUUCUUCUGGGAAGACCCCUCUAAUGAUGGCUGCAGAAAACGGACAAACAAAUACAGUUGAGGUGUUGGUUAGCAGCGCUAAAGCCGAUCUGACCUUGCAAGAUAAGUGUAAAAACACAGCACUGCAUUUGGCUUGCAGCAAGGGUCAUGAAACUAGUGCCUUGUUAAUACUGGAGAAGAUUACAGAUAGAAAUCUCAUCAAUGCCACCAAUGCAGCCUUGCAGACACCGUUGCAUGUUGCUGCUCGAAAUGGAUUAACGGUUGUAGUUCAAGAACUUCUAGGAAAAGGAGCAAGUGUACUUGCCGUUGAUGAAAAUGGUUAUACACCAGCUUUGGCCUGUGCUCCCAAUAAGGAUGUUGCUGAUUGCCUAGCUCUCAUUCUGGCCACAAUGAUGCCUGUUUCGUCAAGCACCACGCUACCUUCCCUUACUUUCAAUGCCAUUAAUCAUUACACCAACACCUCAAAAACUGUCACCUUUGACUCCUUGCCUAUUAUCAGGAGUGAACAUAGCUCUUACUGUAGUUUCAACAACAUUGGCAGGGAAGAUGGCUACCCAUAUACGGAAGAAGAUGAACUUAAUGACUCGGAUUCUGAAACCUAUUAAGAAGCUUCCUUGGAGGUCAGAAGAGGAACUCACUUGCUGAAUUUCAAGAUUGUGUUGUUGGAGAAAGCAGUUUCUGAAUAUAAAAAAGGGACACCCAGAAGAGGGUUUUUUUUUUUUAACAAACAUGGGUGCACAUGAAACAUUUGUGCAACUUCCCAAAGGCUUUUAAAAGCAGGUUAUGCAAAGGAAAUGCUUCAAAUCCAUGGUGCAAAAGAAAAGAAAAAUUACACAAAAUAUUAUUUAAUUGCAGUGUACUAGGUUGUCCAUGGUGCCAUGAAGAAUCCUAAAAAAGGCUGUGCACCAUUGUCUGUCUAAAUGAAUAAACAAGUUAUACAGCAAAGAAGACAAUAGAUUUAAAUCUUACCAAGAUCAUUUUUAAGGCAAUAAUUGAGUUUGGUACAGUAGGCGUUGUUUGUGCAGCAAAUUGCCAAAGGACCAAAUGAAUAACUUAGACUUUUUUUAAUUUAAAAAAAAAACAAAAACUUUUUUUGAAAAGUUGAAUAGGUUAAAUAAGUAAUAGUCUUAACCAACCCCUAAAUUACUUCUGACAAUUAAUGUUAGAUUUGGUUUUAAAUGUCUUAUUUGUUUUUAAUCACCUAACAGCCUCCCAACACAGUUAAAUGUACCAUGGGGGGGACGACUUAAUUUUCAGUUUUGUUUCUCUGAGAGGAAAUGAAAAGGAACUUGUCACAAUCUUAUAGUAUUGAAGCUGUACUGGCUUAACCAGGAGUAGUCAGGGUGAAACUUGUACAGUAGUAUAAUAAAAGGGAGAUGAGACAGCGAUGCAGUAUUUAUUGCACAGCUUACUUUUACGAAAAUAAAUCUGUUUUAAAUAUAUAUUUUUAUUCAAAAUACAGGAAUGGUAAUUAUCUGGAUGAGCAAAACUGCAUCAAAAAUGAGAAUUGUAAAAUCCUGACACCCUGCUAGGCUGCCUUAGGGAAAUGGCAUUUUCUACAGCUUGCCCAGUCUUCUACAUCAUAUACAAUGACAUGAGAUUUGUGCCUCUAUGAUGUAUAUAAUUUUUUUAAUUUAAAAAAAAAAACCCUCCUAAGCUUUCAUGGCACAGGAUGUGACUGGGGGAUGGUUAAAAUGGUUUCCCUCUCAUCAAAAAGGUACAGUGAUGAAUCUUUGGAAAUGUAUUCCAAGUCCUUCAGCUAGAGUUACAGCUUGCCUUGAGUUUGUCUAAUUUAUAACAGGCUACUGUAAAAAAAAUGAAUAAACUGAAAAAUGGAAUACAUUUCUCGAUCCUAAAAUGAAAUUUGUUAAAAUAGAGGUAUUUACUUUAUUUGGUUCUGCUUUAAUUGAAAAGUAACAUUUUUAAUUAUAACUUGCUUAUGUACAUGCAAGAACAUAUUCUUGCAUGUUGAGGUAAAACACAAAUGACUUGCUAUAAACUGACCCCAACCUUCUUUUAUCCUUUUUGUAUUGUGAAACUGGAAACCUUAAUGCCAUUGUAAAUUAUCAGCUUGUUUUCUGAACAUAGUGUGGAAACACAGGACAGUAUUUUGAUCUAUUUGAUAAUUUUGUGGGUUUUUGAAGAAUUAAUGAGCAUGUACAUAUAAAUAGCGACUGCUUGAAUACUGUAUUUACCUGCACUCUUUGAGUACAUCAAGAUUCCUGUGUAUAUUUUACAGAGUAUAAUAAAACCCAGAUGUGAGAGUUGUA
This is a messenger RNA of Podarcis raffonei (Aeolian wall lizard), 6251 nucleotides long. RefSeq names its product ankyrin repeat domain 28 (gene ANKRD28). Gene Ontology annotation, molecular function: protein binding. NCBI's taxonomy places the organism in Eukaryota, Metazoa, Chordata, Lepidosauria, Squamata, Lacertidae. The record is from RefSeq and is a predicted model, not a curated record. Gene Ontology annotation, biological process: protein localization to ciliary inversin compartment. Gene Ontology annotation, cellular component: ciliary inversin compartment. The transcript is spliced from 28 exons. Bases 1335 to 4586 code for a protein of 1083 amino acids.